Molecule: messenger RNA, 594 nt
Organism: Entamoeba histolytica HM-1:IMSS
Lineage: Eukaryota; Evosea; Mastigamoebida; Endamoebidae
Product: 40S ribosomal protein S4, putative
Exons: 2
Coding region: 1-594 (197 amino acids)
Biological process (GO): translation
Cellular component (GO): ribosome; cytosolic small ribosomal subunit
Molecular function (GO): RNA binding; structural constituent of ribosome
Source: RefSeq, a predicted model, not a curated record
AUGCUUUCUAAAUUAGGAGGAACUUUUGCACCAAAACCAUCACAUGGACCACAUGGAAUGAAAGAAUGUCUUCCACUCAUUCUUAUUUUGAGAAAUAGAUUGAACUAUGCAUUAAAUGGAAGAGAAGUUACAAUGAUUGUUAAGAACAGAACAAUCAAAAUUGACGGAAAGAUUAGAACUGACACUAGAUAUCCAGUUGGAUUUAUGGAUGUUCUUUCUAUCCCAAGAACUAAAGAAAACUUUAGAUUAAUGUAUAACACUAAAAGAAGAUUUUGCUUAGUUCCAUUAACUGCUGAACAAGCUAAAUUCAAAUUAUGCAAAAUUGAAAAGAGAGUACUUGGAACUGGUGCUAUUCCAUACAUUGUUACUCAUGAUGGUAGAACUAUUAGAUAUCCACAUCCAGAACUUCAAGCUAAUGAUACAAUCAAACUUAAUCUUGAAACAGGAAAAAUCGUUGAUUUUGUUAAGUUUGAUAUUGGAAAUACUGCUAUGAUGAUUGGUGGUAAUGGUAUGGGUCGUGUUGGAGUUAUUGUUAAAAGAGAAGUUCAUCCAGGAUCAUUUGAAAUUAUUAAACAAUGUCUUUGUUAUUGGUAA